AUGGAUACAUUCAACCCGUCACUGAAACUACUCGGGCUUAGCAGUGCAGCAAAUUGGUGGUGCAGCUCGAUUCUAUGUUGCCAGGAAUCACUCCUCGGUCAAUGCCAGCUUCAGCUUCAAGCUAGCCAUGAAUGGUACUCCUCGAACCACUUCUUUCACUCCAUCUGCCCAUUACUCAUGGUUGCUUUUGACUAG
Colletotrichum truncatum is the source of this 195-nucleotide messenger RNA. RefSeq lists its product as uncharacterized. Lineage: Eukaryota; Fungi; Ascomycota; Sordariomycetes; Glomerellales; Glomerellaceae. The record is from RefSeq and is a predicted model, not a curated record.